AUGAUGGCCUUCGGCUUGCUGCUGCUCUCGCCGGCGUCGCCGACGCCGCUCCCGCUGCACGCCAGGCCCCCCGCCGCCGCCGCCGCCGCCUUCCUGGCCGCGGCACGCCGUGGUGGACGGCCGCGCCGCUGCCCGCCGGAGCCUCGCUGCCGCCCGCAGGAGACGGCGCCCAGUGGCGGCGGCGGCGAGGGGACCGCCGCGACCGCGGCUGCUGCUUUACGUCCCCCGGACCUCGACGACGACGGCCGUCCAGGGGAAACAUCUAAUAAUGGAUAUUCUGGGAGCUGGCAAACAAGGCAACAUAGUACUGAUGAUAUUUCCAGGAGCAAGCCCAAGCCAGGUUACAUCAAAGCAUUUGGGGUAGAUUUGUCUGCUGAUAAUGUCGCUGUUGCUAUCGUUUAUUUUGUGCAAGGAGUUUUGGGUCUUUCCAGACUCGCUGUGAGCUUUUACUUAAAAGAUGAUCUUCAUCUUGAUCCAGCAGAGACUGCAGUGAUAUCUGGUUUAUCAGCAUUGCCAUGGUUGGUCAAGCCCCUUUAUGGCUUUAUCAGUGAUUCCUUCCCUCUCUUUGGAUAUCGAAGAAGGUCCUACCUUAUUCUGUCAGGACUUCUUGGAGCACUUUCAUGGAGUUUGAUGGCAACAAUUGUGGAUGAUAAAUACAGUGCAGCAUUCUCUAUUAUUCUUGGGUCUCUUGCAGUUGCCGUUGCUGAUGUUGUGGUUGAUUCUAUGGUUGUUGAGAGAGCUCGUGGUGAACCACAGAGUAUAUCUGGAUCUCUCCAGUCAUUGUGUUGGGGAUCGUCAGCCUUUGGUGGAGUUAUGAGUGCAUACUUCAGUGGUUCUCUAGUUGAGACUUACGGCGUAAGAUUUGUCUUUGGUGUUACAGCAUUUUUGCCCCUCAUGACAUCUACUGUUGCAGUUCUUGUAAAUGAACAACGUUUGCCUUUGGGGGAAGAUGCCACCUCACCUUCAGGUUCAGGGUUAAUUGAAAGCUCUAAGCAGCAUAUUAUGCAGAUUUGGACUUCAGUAAAACAACCCAAUAUCUUCCUACCCACCUUGUUCAUAUUCCUUUGGCAAGCAACACCACAAUCAGAUUCCGCCAUGUUUUUCUUCAUCACAAAUAAGCUUGGAUUCACUCCAGAGUUUCUAGGGCGUGUCACACUCGUUACAUCUAUUGCAUCCUUGCUCGGAAUAGGAGUAUAUAAUUCAUUUUUGAAGGAAGUUCCAUUGAGAAAAAUCUUUCUUGUGACUACAAUAUUUGGCUCUGCCCUCGGAAUGACACAGGUUCUUCUUGUCACUGGGCUGAAUCGAGUUCUUGGGAUCAGUGAUGAAUGGUUCUCUAUUGGUGAUUCAUUGAUUAUCACUGUCCUUGGUCAGGCUUCCUUCAUGCCCGUGUUAGUGUUGGCGGCAAAACUCUGCCCUCCUGGAGUAGAAGCAACCUUGUUCGCCACUCUGAUGUCUAUUUCUAAUGCUGGAGGCGUCACUGGAGGCCUGCUGGGCGCAGGCCUGACGCAGCUCUUGGGAGUCACCAAAGACAACUUCCAAAACCUAGCUCUUCUGAUUGUCGUGUGCAAUCUCAGCUCCCUGCUGCCUCUACCUCUUCUUGGCCUCCUCCCAGAUGAAUCACCCGGUGGAGAUAAUGGCCAAACAAAGGUCGAUUGAGAUUAUAUCCAAGAAUGGCCCUAACUUGAAUGUAAACCGUUCACCUCAUCGCCAUUGAGAAUCAGACUGCAGCUGAACUUGGGCUUUGCAAUGUUGAUCACCCUAUAGAAGAAGAGUUUGCUUAGGUGAUCAACCGAUGGUUGCUGCCAUGUAGAGAUGUGCCUCAUGGAACACACUUGCCGCGGUUGUUAACUGGUAACUAGGUCAGGAUUGUUUACCAACAGAGCAUGGACAUGUAAACCGCAAAGUACAGCAGUGUAGGUAUGACCUUUUGUUCUUUACCAUGCAAAACGGCAGAAGAGUUUCCCGUGUAUCUACAUGUAACCGAGAGAAAUAAUAUCCAUAUUCUGAACUCUGAAGUUUCUUGUACAUAUAGAUGUAGCAUACAUGUAUAUUAUAGAUCGAUUGGAACUUUCUGACACUCAUGGUGAAGGUCUAAACGU
Molecule: messenger RNA, 2099 nt
Organism: Oryza brachyantha (malo sina)
Lineage: Eukaryota; Viridiplantae; Streptophyta; Magnoliopsida; Poales; Poaceae
Product: folate-biopterin transporter 1, chloroplastic-like
Exons: 9
Coding region: 1-1656 (551 amino acids)
Cellular component (GO): membrane
Source: RefSeq, a predicted model, not a curated record